Fusarium keratoplasticum is the source of this 2784-nucleotide messenger RNA. RefSeq lists its product as uncharacterized. The transcript has 3 exons. The coding region runs from base 1 to 2784 and encodes 927 amino acids. The record is from RefSeq and is a predicted model, not a curated record. NCBI's taxonomy places the organism in Eukaryota, Fungi, Ascomycota, Sordariomycetes, Hypocreales, Nectriaceae.
AUGGCUGAGGCAUUCGAGAUCAUAGGACUUGCCUCUAGCAUUGUGGCAUUCGUCGACUUCGGCAUCAAGCUCGUUUCGGCGGUCAAGUCAGCGCGGGACUCGGUUCACGACACACUCCCCGAGGUCCACGAGAUCGAACUGUGCUUGGAAGAUGUCCGUCAUUCCAAUCUGAGGGCCAUCCAGGGGUCACCCGGACGUCACUUAUCUCAGGGUGAGAAACACAUCAUGGCCAUGGCGACCGAGUGCGAGAGAUUGGCGGGUGAGCUUGGCGAGAUUGUCCAAAAGCUCAAGAUAAGAGACGGUGCCAGAUUCAGGACGAUAGAAAGCAGCCGCAUCGCAUUGCGUGUGCUUAGGAAAGGGAAGGACAUCGAGGAUCUGCGUCGUCGUAUCGAUAACUUGGACGUCAGGAUAAGGGCCAACGUACAGUUGAUUCUGGAUAGGGAACGGGGUUCUGAGAUUCUGUCUGAUCUCAAUGCUCUUCGAGAGUCUCAGCGGCAGCUGGGGAUCAACUAUGACUCCAAGCUGGAUGGGAUUCAGAAAGAUAUCCUGCGCUUGGCUGCAGAUAAUCGGAGGGCGCAAGGAGAGCAACUAGCCGCCUUGAAGGAACACCUUGACCUGUUAGAAGAAGAGCGCAUCACCUGUCAAAGGCAGUCCAGGAUCAUCCGGAGCCUAUACUUUCUAGAGCUACGACGCAGAUGGUCACAGAUAACUGACGCGGAUCAGUUCACAAACGCCUGGCUGUUCGAUCCAACAAGGACAAACUUUGUGGAAUGGCUCAAGGACGGAGAUGGCAUCUACUGGAUCAGCGGUAAAGCGGGCAGCGGCAAGUCGACACUGAUGAAGUUCGCGGCCGAGCAUGAGAACACAGCCAAAGCCCUGGAAGAGUGGGCUGGCUCUUCUCAGCUCUUCACGGCGAGUUACUACUUCUGGAAUCAAGGUUUCGAGAUGCAAAAGUCCCAUGUUGGACUGCUCCAGUCUCUGCUAUACCAGAUCCUGAGACGGGCCCCUACUUUGAUCCCUCACGUAUGCUCAGACGGCCGGUUGGAUCACGAAAGAUGGGAGAUCAACGAGCUGAAGACGGCAUUUGAAGCCCUCGCGAAACAUAGCGGCCUGUCUACCAAGUUCUGCUUCUUCAUCGACGGUCUUGAUGAAUACGACGGCGAAGAAGAAGACGUUGUCAGCUUUCUGACGUUUUUUUCCGGGUCCAAGUUGGCCGAUAUCAAAAUAUGUGCAUCGAGCCGACCUAGGCAAGUGUUUAAGCCCUUCCAAGAGAGCGUUUAUUCUCUGGCGGUCCAGGACUUUACAAGCGAGGAUAUGAAAACUCAUGUCCGUCAGAGGCUACAGAUGAACGAAAAGUUCAAGGCCCUAGGUGCCUCACAGCCUGGAUGCGAGGAACUCAUGGCACAAAUCGCUCAGCAAUCACAGGGAGUUUGGCUGUGGGUAUUCCUUGUCACCCGCGACCUGGUCCACGCCGUGAACAGGAACGAGGGCUUUUCUACUCUGCAGAGAAUUCUCCGCCUGUUUCCACCAGAUUUGGAGGCGUACUUUGAGCACAUCAUCGAGGGCAUCAAGCCCGUGUUUCGAGUAGAGAUGGCCCAAAUCUUCUUGAUCACAACUGAGGAGGUUCAGCCACUGCCACUGUUCGCCUUUUCCCUGCUUGAGCGGGAGAGCCGCGACUCUGACUAUGCUGUGAAAGCUCCGAUCUCACCGUCUACCAAGCAGGAGGUAUCAGAGGCCGAGGAUCAGUGGAAGAGUCGGAUCCAAAACCGAUGCGGUGACCUCCUUAUUGUCAAUAACAUGCCUCACCCUAUCUUCCUUGGAAGCCCUGUUGACUUCCUCCAUCGUACUGUCCGCGAUUUCUUGCAAGACUGCUACCACCAGCGACUGGUGGAAAUCGUAACCCCCCAGUCCAGCUUCGAUCCCCUGGUAUCACUAUGCAGAAUGACACUAUUCUUGCUCAAGAGCAUACCAAACGAGGAUUUCCGUCAUAAGUCCUCCAUCAACAGGGUCAUUGGGCUCACAGACGAACUUCUCUACUACGCUCACGAGGUCGAAAAGAGAAGUCAGGCCCCAAAUACGGCUGAUUCCCCUGUGGCUGGCCUAUUAGACGAACUGGACCGGGUCAACUGUGAGCAUGCACGCUCCCUGCGCAAAAGACACUGGACUCAGGCAAGAGAUCUGCCCAGGUCUCGCGGUUACGAAGAGUACCGCGAGGGUGGCAACUGCAAUUUCCUAGCACUAACAGUGCAGGCCCGUCUAGUCAAGUACGUGCAGGGGAAGCUUGCGGCGGACUCGAAACGACUGCAAAAGGCUGGUCGGCCCCUGCUUGACUAUGCGCUACGCCCGAGGCGAGUGACGGCCAUUAGCAUGCCGUAUCACUCCCAAAGGGACGAUCCCAGUAUCGAUGUUAACAUGGUUCGCCUGUUGCUGGAUAAUGGUGCCAGCGUGAACCAAAAGGUGCAUCUUAACGAUGGCCGGACGGUCUGGGCACUAUUCCUCCUUUCGUGCUAUGAGAGCACCACGAGAGGCGAGGCCACCGCGCCAAUGAGGGAGUCUUGGUACCAGGCAAGUGAAUUGCUCUGUCAGCAUGGCGCAGACCCUCAGUGUUGGCUCGACGACAAUGAUGCAUCGAUGAACGUGGCUGGCGUCAUGGACAAGCUGUUUGGGAGGGAUAGAGCUCUGCAUUUGCAAAGCUUGAUGGCCGAGGCCCAGACACGGAAGCAACCAAACAGGAGCUCUUGGCUUUCUGCCCCGGGACGAUUCUGGAGGAUGGUUUCUAACUAA